Molecule: messenger RNA, 674 nt
Organism: Rhododendron vialii
Lineage: Eukaryota; Viridiplantae; Streptophyta; Magnoliopsida; Ericales; Ericaceae
Product: peptidyl-prolyl cis-trans isomerase Pin1-like
Exons: 2
Coding region: 122-478 (118 amino acids)
Cellular component (GO): cytosol; nucleus
Molecular function (GO): peptidyl-prolyl cis-trans isomerase activity
Source: RefSeq, a predicted model, not a curated record
AACAUUUUACGCAACAAAAAACUUACACGACUCUCCUCUGGAAUCCAUCUUCUUCAUUGCUCGAAAGCUGCAGUCUUCUGAUACUACUCCAUUAGUUCAUCGAACCUCUCGAGUGGCGAAAAUGGCGUCGGGACAAGUGAGGGCGUCGCACAUACUGAUAAAGCACCAGGGCUCCCGUCGCAAGUCGUCGUGGAAAGAUCCGGAGGGCCGCGUCAUCUCCGCCACCACUCGCGAUGCCGCCGUCGCCCAGCUCCAAUCCCUCCGUGACGACGUCGUCUCCGGAACCGCCAAGUUCGACGCCGUCGCCUCCCGCUAUUCUGACUGCAGCUCCGCCAAGCGCGGCGGUGAUCUCGGACCUUUUGGUCGUGGGCAGAUGCAGAAACCUUUUGAAGAUGCAACUUAUGCUUUGAAAGUUGGUGAGGUUAGCGAAAUUGUGGAUACCGACAGUGGCUUUCACAUAAUCAUGAGAACAGGCUGACAAAAAGUAUUGAAGGGUAUGCAGAUUUCUGCAGACCACGAUGAGCAGACAUAAUUCUAUAUUUGAAGUACUGUUCUGCUCUAAUAUUUGGUGUUCUACAACCAAUAUGAUUCAUCAUGAUGCAUAAGAUUCUGAUAUUGUUUGACUGAACUUACAAAAACUCACGCAAUGCAUUGCUUUGUGAACGGUCGAGCUA